Molecule: messenger RNA, 511 nt
Organism: Athalia rosae (coleseed sawfly)
Lineage: Eukaryota; Metazoa; Arthropoda; Insecta; Hymenoptera; Athaliidae
Product: MIEF1 upstream open reading frame protein
Exons: 2
Coding region: 176-370 (64 amino acids)
Source: RefSeq, a predicted model, not a curated record
GGCGAAUAUUUUCCAAAAUCUAACCUGAAUUUCAUAAACAAUCCAAGCCUGUGGAAAGCAACAUUUUCAACAUUGAUUAGGCUAAUUGAUAAAAGAAUAAAAUAAGAAUAAGCAAGUUUUUUGAAAUCUUGAGUAUGUUCUGAGCAAGGAUAACUUCGAAUUAUCGUUUUUCACGAUGAGAACACAAGUUCUGAGAUUAUACAAGGACUUGCUGAGGUACGGUCAAGGCCUACAAUAUACAGACACUGCUUUAUUCAAAAAAAGAAUAAAGGGAAACUUUAGGAAAAACAAGACUCUAGUCGACGCCAAGGAUAUAGAGUUUCAGUUUCAGAAGGGAUUAAAGUUACUGACUGACAAACGAGUAAUCUAAGAGAGAUCGUUCCAAAGUCUUAGCCAAAUCAUGAAGCUAACAAAGACCUUGCAACGAGUUGUACAGCUUAAAUUUACGCAAAUGAUCACGAGUGGCUCUAAAGAUUCUGCAGGGUUCAUUGGCUGUCAUUCAUCAAUUAGA